Lycium ferocissimum is the source of this 2028-nucleotide messenger RNA. Its product is annotated as ankyrin repeat-containing protein BDA1-like. Gene Ontology annotation, molecular function: protein binding. The coding region runs from base 382 to 1740 and encodes 452 amino acids. NCBI's taxonomy places the organism in Eukaryota, Viridiplantae, Streptophyta, Magnoliopsida, Solanales, Solanaceae. The transcript has 3 exons. The record is from RefSeq and is a predicted model, not a curated record.
UUCAAUCUUGACUGGACUUGGAAGUCUUGCCCGUAGUUAGGGGGGAACAGAAGACAUCAACUCUAACUUUUUUCUCGUUAAUGAAGAUCACGAUUCAUGGCUCCGCAAUCUUAAGUAUAUAUACUAAUAAGUCACUUUCUUUCAGUCAAGCAAGAGUUGAUGGUUUGGAUUUCAGAAAACGUGCACGGAUAUUUUGACUUAAGAGGGUAUACCAAGUCUAACUGACAAAAAAUAAUACGUGGCUUGUUUGUCCCACCUUUUAGUACUAUAUAUAUAUACACAGCUAUAUCAUAGUAGCGAAUAGAGCGAGCAUUCGAGGCACUAAUAAAUUUUGAAAACAAGAAUUGGGACUUGCUAGAACUUCAUUUAGCAAAAGCUAGAAUGGAUAGUAAGCUAUUUGAUGCUUCACGAACAGGAAAUGUUGCGGAGCUGAUGGAGAUAUUAAGAUCUGAUCCUAUUAUCGUUCGUCCCGUUGGUUUGGCUGAUGGUGAUUCCCCGUUGCACCUCGCAUGUUUGGGUGGCCACUUCAACUUUGUGAAAGAACUCCUCAAGUUGAGGAAAGAAUUUGCAGGAGAGCUAAAUCAAAACGGUUUUAGUUGCUUGCACAUUGCUGCUGCCAACGGGGAUCUGCUCAUCGUGAAGGAGAUUUUAAACAUGGACAUUGGGUUGUGCCUUGUUAAAGGAAGGGAGAGAAGGAUUCCUCUUCACUAUGCAAUUAUCAAAGGCAGAGUUGAUGUCAUCAAAGAAUUGCGCUCUGCUAGUGUUGAAUCCAUUGAAGUUGUGACAUCACGGGGAGAAACCGCGCUUCACCUUGCUGUUAAGAAUGGUCAGUUUGAAGCACUUGAAGUGUUGAUCAAGCACAUCAACACGUUCAGUAAAACAGAGGUUUUUAACAAACAGGAUGAGUUGGGAAAUGGUGUCUUGCACCUUGCAGCCGCAAGGAAACAGCACGAGGUGGUUGAUCUUUUGCUGAAUGGGAGCUUAGCAGCAAGUUGGGCAAUUGGAGUGAAUUCUUUGAACAAGAUGGGUUUCACAGCCCUCGAUGUAUUUUCUCUUUCUCAAAGUGAAGCUGGCGAUAGGGAAAUUGAGGACAUUCUUCGACGAGCUGGAGGCCUUAAGGCUGCAGAUUUUGGAGGAAUGCCAGCAACACCAAUCAUAUAUCCUCAAAUUUGUGCAUCAAACAGCCAACAUGGAGUGGUAAUGCCUAGGCAAAAACUCAAGAGUGGGUGGUUUGUAGACUUCCUGAAGUAUGACAUGGAUAGAGAUGGCGCAGAAUCUGUAAGAGAAGUACUGAUUGUGGUCAUGAUGCUACUAGCUAUGCUCACUUUUCAAGCUGCUAUUAAUCCUCCUGGCAACUUACAGCAGCAACAGCCCAAUUACCAGAUUGAAGCUGAUCCCAACAAGAAUACUAAUGAUAAUGUUAAUGUUGAUCUCUUGAUUCGAUAUUCGUCACACAUAUUCUUGUUUUUCAACUCGCUUGGGUUCUUUAUCAGCCUUCAUGUGUUUCACAUCGUUACAAGGGCAUUUCCCUUGAGAUUUGAGUUGCUAUUAUCUGUUUUUGCACUUGUGAUUACCUACAUCAGUUGCCUACUGAUCAAGCUGCCAAGAUACUUCUGCUAUUAUCUUUGUGUGGGCAUACCAUUCUUGCUUGUCUUUGCUCUCAGCCUGUCACGCUUGGGAGAUUUGCACCCAAGGAAAUUUACAACAGCUACCCAUCCUUCAAUGGUUAACCAAGCUUGAAGAAUUAUUGAAAUGUAUUCUUAGAACUCAUGUAUUUCUCUGUAAAUUCUUUCUGGAGAGUUUUAGGAAUCACAAUGUAUCCAAGUAUGUACAAGUAUAACUGCAGAUGCAAAUCUAAGAAAUAUUUAUAGUGAAAGUAGUAGGUGUACGUAGAACCCACACCCAACACUCUAGGCUCGCCUAGGUGUGUAUAAUUAAGGUUGUUUUCACAACAUGCCAAAUUACAUAGACAUAUAAAAGCAUGGUGCAUAAGAGCCCGUAGGGCCAAAUGAAUAUCUUGAAAGAAUA